This is a messenger RNA of Styela clava, 3542 nucleotides long. Its product is annotated as amidophosphoribosyltransferase-like. Gene Ontology annotation, molecular function: amidophosphoribosyltransferase activity. The record is from RefSeq and is a predicted model, not a curated record. Lineage: Eukaryota; Metazoa; Chordata; Ascidiacea; Stolidobranchia; Styelidae. Gene Ontology annotation, biological process: purine nucleobase biosynthetic process.
GAAUUAUAAAAAUUUACAUUGCUGUUAUAUCUAAUAUAUCAUCAAAAAAUAUACAGUAUAUAAUCUCCAAAAUACUAAUAUUUGACACGCUGUGCCAAAACUGCCAGAUGUCGACGUCUGGUUUUGAGCAAAGCGGAUCUUCUUGUGAUGGUGGAGAAAAAAGCCAGUAUGAUGAUCAUAUGGGACUUACUCAUGAAUGUGGGGUAUUUGGAUGUAUUUCGUCAGGUCCUUGGCCUUCUCAACUAGAUGUUGCCAAUGUUAUAUCUCUUGCUCUGGUGGGAUUACAACACAGAGGUCAGGAAAGUGCAGGAAUCGUCACUGGAAGCGGAGAGUCUGGUGAUACUUUUAACGUGCACAGAGGGAUGGGACUUGUUAGCAAUAUAUACAAUGCAGACAACUUGUCAAAACUUAAUGGGAAUCUUGGAAUUGGACAUACUCGUUAUUCUACACAAGGCAAGUCUGAACUUCAGAACUGUCAACCUUUUGUUGUUGAUACUAUGCAUGGACAAAUUGCAGUCGCUCAUAAUGGUGAACUGGUGAAUAAAAACAAAUUACGCGAAGAUAUUUUAAAAUGGGGGAUAGGAUUGUCAUCCUCUUCAGAUAGUGAAGUUAUAACACAAAUUUUAUGUUUUCCUCCAAAAGAUGGUGAGCCUUCUGGACCCGAUUGGCUUUCAAGGAUAAAGUUUUUGAUGCAGAAAACACCUUUAGCAUAUUCAUUGCUGCUUAUGAAUGGCAAUGAAAUUUAUGCAUUACGCGAUCCUUAUGGAAAUCGACCACUCUGUGUUGGGAAACUCGUUUCUCCCAGUGACAAUGAGGUGGAAGGAUGGGUAGUUUCAUCAGAAUCUUGUGUUUUUCAUUCUCUUGGUGCGAAUUUGCAUUAUGAAGUUGGUCCUGGGGAAAUUAUCAAACUCACGCAAAAUGGUGUUUCUGUGCUGGGCAAAGUGCCAAGGCCUGACCAAGGAAAUCCAGCAUUAUGUAUAUUUGAAUAUGUCUAUUUUGCUCGUCCGGACUCUGUAUUGGAAGGACAAAUGGUGUAUAGUGCACGUUACCGAUGUGGAGUCCAACUUGCGAUAGAAGCUCCUGUGGAAGCGGAUGUUGUAAGCACAGUUCCCGAAAGUGCGACACCUGCAGCUUUUGGCUAUGCAGCCAAGUCUGAACUGCCGUUUGUUGAAGUUCUUGCUAAAAAUCGUUACAUUGGCAGAACGUUUAUUCAGCCUAGCAAGAGGCUACGUCAACUUGCAGUAUCUAAAAAAUUUGGACCUUUACGAGAAAAUUUAGAGGGGAAGCGUGUUGUCUUGGUAGACGAUUCGAUUGUUCGUGGUAACACGAUGGGGCCGAUUGUCAAAAUGUUGCGUCAAGGUGGAGCUAAAGAAGUUCACAUUAGAAUUGCAUCUCCACCUAUACGCCAUCCAUGUUAUAUGGGUAUAAAUAUACCAACACCAAAAGAACUAAUUGCAAACAGUUUAUCUGUUGAUGAGAUUGCAAAGUUAUUUGAUGCAGACAGUCUGGCUUAUCUAUCUCUAACAGGAUUGGUCAAUUCUGUCCAAUCAGGGAUAACGACUAAAAACAAACACAACGGCUGUAGUUCAGAUAAAGAAGAAGAAUCUAGUCUAUCCUCAAAUGAAAAAUCCGCUGGUUGUUCAGAAUAUGGCCACUGUGUGGCGUGUCUAAAUGGAAAAUAUCCAGUUAAUAUAGAUUGGUAGAGAAUUUUUUGAAAUCAUAUUGGUAUAGGGACAUCAUGAUAUCCUUGUAUAUUCUUAUUUGCAUAGCAUUUACAUUAUUGUGACUAAGUUUAUUUCAUAUAUAACACAUGAAUUUAAUUCCGGUAGACUAAAUGAUUGGAUAUUAACUUUUGUAAUUAUACUUAUAAAGUAAUAAGUGUCAGACACUGUAGCUAUUUUCUAAUCAGGGAAAACUGUGUUUGUUUUGUGUAUUAUCCUUUGAGCAAUAUCCAAUCUAGUAGAUAAUUUUUUCUUGCCAUUUUCUAUGUUUACACAUGCUUGACCUUUUUUGUAUUAUUGUACGUUGCACCUACUUAUUUGUGUCAAAUUACAUUGCCUUAGUACACUUUUUGAAUGCAAUUAUCAAUUUUCUGUGCAUUUUCCAGAAAAUAUAUAUAACAAUAUGACAACUUGGAGAGUAGUUGGAUGGGCCGAUGAAUCUGAAUGGGAAGCAGUUUACUUUAACUUAUUUUAUGGCGACCGGUAUCAAAUCCGAGCAGCGUUGAAUCAGAUUUCUAUAUGGAGAGCGAGGUUUGCUGGCAGGAUACCUGUAGCAAUCGAAGCAACUGCACAACUUUUUGAAUGCUUUUUACAUGAAGGUGGAUCGAAUACUAUGACAAAGAGACAAUGUAUGUCGACAGCUCUGUCGCAAUUUGUUGGUUUAUUAACUGAACGAAGUCUUAAAACUACGGGUUAUCACACCCCCAUUCAUGUGAGGGGUGAAGAAAUGGGAAUACCGGAAUGGAUUGUGAAUCUGCGUCAUGAAGCUGCACAUGGUUUUGUCCCAUCGUUCUUGAUGUUGGACAAGGGUGUUAAAUUUGCAUUCGAGUGGCUCAAGACCGUGCAUUGGGAGAAACUACACGAGAAACAAAUUAAAAUGACUAGUAAUGAUGAUAAUAAUGGCGAAGAUGUUGUUUCAAUAGAUAGAGAUAUUGUAGCGGUUCUCAGAAAUUGUUUCACAAAAGCUGUUAAAAGAGCAACUCCUAGUAAAACAUUGCCUGAGCUCAAUUCAAUUAUUUCUGUAAAGCAAAAUGGAAAACUCAGGGCUGAACGACUGUGUGAGAUUCUGCUGGACUUUAAUUUUAUUCCGUUACAAACAGGCUCUGAAAGUUGUAAUAUAUAUAACAGAAUCAAUUGUCGGACAUUACAAAUUUCAUCAUGGGCUCAAAAUAUAUAUGUUAAAAUCUUCGAUUUUUUAAAGAAAUGGAAUAUUUUUGGUUCUUUUUUGUUGCGGUUUUGUGAUGAAAUUAAGUUUUCUUUUGUUUCAUCCGCUGUAUGCAAUGUUUGGAUCAAUUUUUUGUUUAGUAAUUGCAAUGGCUGUAAGUUUCCAAAUGAAACGUGGUUGGAAGUUUUGAAAAAAUUGGUGUUAGCAAAUGUCCCUCCAAACCUCGUGCAAAAAGCAUUGUCCGUUUCAAAUCUAGAUAUAUUACAAGAAAAACCUUUUGACCCUAAAAAUGAACAAGAUUUUCUGAUCACAAUAGAAAAUUGUAUCGCAGAAACUCGGUCAUGUGAAAUUCAAACUACAGAAUUUUUGGAGAACGAAACUAUUGUGAUUGAUAAUCCAAGUUCGUGGACGUUAUUUAAGGGUGAUAUAGGUGGUCUUCCCAUAGGUUUGAUGCCUGGUCAAGAUAAGACAAUGCUUUGGAAAGAUCUGUCUAGUGAUAGAUUGGAGGCUGCGGAAAAUUUUAUUGACAAUCUUCCCUCAAAUGAUGUUGAGAAAAACAAUUAUUUUCAUGAGGGAUUCAGUGAAAGCCAAAUACAACACUUUGCUAAUGCAAUUGAUUUACUAUAAUAUUGCAGAUAAUAAAAGAAUUUUGUCUA